Messenger RNA from Cavia porcellus (domestic guinea pig), 1488 nucleotides. It is a transcript of the gene Cpb1, whose product is annotated as carboxypeptidase B1. The coding region runs from base 74 to 1324 and encodes 416 amino acids. Gene Ontology annotation, biological process: proteolysis. The record is from RefSeq and is a predicted model, not a curated record. The transcript has 11 exons. NCBI's taxonomy places the organism in Eukaryota, Metazoa, Chordata, Mammalia, Rodentia, Caviidae. Gene Ontology annotation, molecular function: metallocarboxypeptidase activity; zinc ion binding.
GACCAGCAAGGAACACUCUAGCAUAUAAAAGCAGGUGAGACCCUGGAUCAUUCCACUGACCCAGUCUGCCACAAUGUUGGCGUUUCUGAUUCUGGUGACUGUGGCCUUAGCAUCUUCUCAUCAUGCUGAGGAUUUUGAAGGCAAUAAGGUUUUCCGUGUCAGUGUUGAAGAUGAAAAUCAUAUGACUUUGAUGCAUGAGUUGGCCAGUAUCAGCGAGCUUGACUUCUGGAAGCCAGAUUCUGUCGCACAAAUCAAACCUCACACCACAGUUGACUUCCGUGUUAAAGCAGAAGAUGUUCUCACUGUGGAAGACUUUCUGGAGCACAAUGAACUGCACUAUGAGGUACUGAUAAACAACCUGAGAAGUGCAAUGGACGCUCAGUUUGACAGCCACAGCCGUGCAGCUGGACACAGUUAUACCAAGUACAACAACUGGGAAACGAUAGAGGCCUGGACUAAAGAAAUUGCUGCUCAGAAUCCAAGUCUCAUUUCUCGCAGCGUCAUCGGAACCACAUUUGAAGGACGUUCAAUGUACCUCCUCAAGGUUGGCAAAGCUAGCUCAAAUAAGCCUGCUGUUUUCAUAGAUUGUGGUUUCCAUGCAAGAGAAUGGAUUUCUCCUGCUUUUUGCCAGUGGUUUGUGAAAGAGGCCGUCCGCACCUAUGGGCAGGAGGCUCAGAUGACAAAGCUGCUUGACAAAUUAGACUUCUACGUCCUGCCCGUGUUCAAUGUUGAUGGCUACGUGUACUCCUGGACCAAGAGUCGAAUGUGGAGAAAGACCCGCUCUUCACGGACCGGAAGCUCCUGUCGUGGUGUAGACCCCAACAGAAACUUUAAAGCUGGUUGGUGUGAAACUGGAGCUUCUAAAGACCCCUGCUCUGACACUUAUUGCGGACCCACCGCAGAGUCUGAAAAGGAAACCAAAGCUCUAACUAAUUUCAUCCAGAAGAACCUCUCUUCCAUCAAGGCAUACUUGACAGUCCACUCGUACUCCCAGCUGCUGCUCUACCCGUACUCCUAUUCCUACAAACUGCCCAGCAACAAUGCAGAGCUGAAUUCCGUGGUUAAAGCUGCUGCAAAUGAACUUGCCUCGCUGUAUGGCACCAAGUACAAAUAUGGUCCAGGAGCCUCGACAAUCUAUCUUGCUGCUGGAGGUUCUGAUGACUGGGCUUAUGACCAAGGAAUCAAAUAUUCCUUCACCUUUGAACUCCGGGAUACAGGCAGAUACGGCUUUCUGCUUCCGGAGUCCCAAAUCCAAGCCACCUCGGAGGAAACGUUACUUGCAGUCAAGUACAUUGCCAACUAUGUCCUGGAGCAUCUGUACUAGUCAAGGAGGCUGAAAGCCUUCUUCCAGAAUGAUUACUGCUUAUUGCUCAUCUGUCUUGACCCCUUAUCUUUCUUUGGUUGGAGUCUUUUCUGAUCCCAGUAUUUCAUAUAAGCUUGGGUCUUUUAAAACUAAUCAUAAUAAAAGUGAAUCACAAUAAUUGCAAA